Striga asiatica is the source of this 2376-nucleotide messenger RNA. Lineage: Eukaryota; Viridiplantae; Streptophyta; Magnoliopsida; Lamiales; Orobanchaceae. The record is from the annotation of a GenBank genome assembly.
ACACUAACUUUUCACACAAUGGAUUUCCAACCUUUCAUCCUACCAAUUGCCCUGCUCCUAACCAUCACAUUCCUCCUCUUAAAAAAAUCACUACCAAAUACACAAACCACACAAACGACCAAAAUCACCCUACCCGAGCCACCGGGGGCCCUACCCAUCAUCGGCCACCUCCACCUCCUUGGCGGGCCAGCCCCCGUGGCCCGAACCCUCGGAGCCAUGGCCGAUGCCUAUGGCCCAACCUUCACCUUGCAGCUCGGAGCCCAUCGAGCCCUAGUCGUGAGUAGCUGGCAGUCCAUCAAGGAAUGCUUCACCACCAACGACCGGGCCUUUGCCACCCGGCCCAAUAUGGCCACCGGCAAAUACCUCGGCUACGAAAAUGCCAGCUUUGCCCUCUCCCCUUAUGGGCCCUACUGGCGCCACAUUCGCAAGAUGGCCACCCUCGAGCUCCUCACCCCACGCCGCCUUGACGGGCUGGCCCACAUCCGGGCCUCGGAAAUCGGGCUUUUCGUAAAACACUUGUACUACUCCAUUGCUAACGACGUCCCAAACAAGGCCAUAGCCCUAAGCACUUGGGUCGAGCACUUGACGUUCAACAUAAUCAUCGGGAAGCUAGCGGGUAAGAGAUACCCUUACGCUCGUGAUGAAGAUAAGGAUUAUCGGUUUAAGGAGGCGAUUAAGAAAGCGUUGCACCUUAGUGGGGUGUUUGUUUUGUCCGACGCUAUCCCUUGUUUGGAAUGGCUCGAUAUCGGAGGAUAUAUUAAAGAGAUGAAGGAUACUAGUAAGGUAAUCGACGAUGUGCUCGAGGAUUGGGUUCGAGAGAGGGCCGAAAACAGAGGUGGUAAUGAUGAUGCAGGGGAUUUCGAGGGUUCGGAUUUCUUGGAUGCAAUGUUUUCGGCUAUUCCCGAGAACGAAACCGUGCACGGCUACACGAGAUCGACGGUCAUCAAGGCAACAAUGAUGAUUCUAAUCAUGACGGGAUCGGAAAGCACGGCCGAGACGCUCAUCUGGGCCCUGUCGUUACUCCUAAACAGCCCGCGUGUCCUCCGCGAGGCCCAACGGGAAAUGGACUCGACCGUGGGCCGGGCCAGGUGGGCCCAAGAAUCCGACAUAAAGGACCUGCCCUACCUGCAGUCGGUGGUGAAGGAGACGCUGAGGCUUUACCCGCCGGGCCCGCUCUCGGGCCCGCGCGAGGCAGCCCACGACUGUUGGGUCGGUGGGGCCCACGUGCCGAGGGGCACGCGGCUGGUCGUGAACCUGUGGAAGAUGCUGAGGGACCCGGAAGUUUGGUCGGGCCCGGACGAGUUUCGGCCCGAGAGGUUCGUGGAAGAGCAGCACAGGGACACCAACUUCAAGGGGCAGUGUUUCGAGUACAUACCGUUUAGUUCGGGGAGGAGAAUGUGCCCCGGAAUGGGGUUCGGGAUGCGGGUCGUCCAGCUGGCGCUGGCUCGUCUGGUUCAGGGGUUCGAUUUGUCGACGGCCGAUGGGGAGAGUGUGGACAUGGGGGAAGGGUUGGGGCUUGCCCUGCCCAAAUUGAAGCCACUUGAGGUUGUUCUUGAACCUAGGCUUGGAAAGGAGAUUGACAGUGAAGAAAUGGAUGACAGAGGUGGCGGCGGAGGAUCUUUUGUGGCGGUGAGGCGAAUAUCACAGGGGAUUGAUCGUGGAAGCUCUUGCCACUCGACCUCCGGCGCGGAGGUUGUGGCUGGAUCAGCUGCAUGGCUUGGCAGAGGCCUUUCAUGUGUUUGUGCUCAAAGAAGGGAUAGUGAUGCUCGUCCAUCAUUUGAUCUGACACCUGCACAGGAAGAAUGCCUAGAGAAGCUACAAAAUCGAUUAGAUGUAGCCUAUGAUAGUUCUAUUCCUGAGCAUCAGGAAGCUCUACGGGCCUUAUGGCAUGCCGCCUUUCCUGGGGAGGAACUACACGGUCUAAUAUCAGAGCAGUGGAAGGAAAUGGGUUGGCAGGGAAAAGAUCCGUCUACAGAUUUUCGGGGUGGUGGUUUCAUAUCACUGGAAAAUUUGCUGUACUUUGCUAGGAACUUCCCGGUUCUUCUAAGGAAGCAGGAAGGUAGUAGGGCGUUGUGGGAAUAUCCGUUCGCAGUGGGUGGUGUCAACAUUACAUUCAUGCUUAUUCAGAUGCUUGAUCUUGAAGCAGGUGAUCUCUUGAAUCUCUUUUCAGAGGAUGAGCUUAUGAAGCCCCGGACGUUUGUGGGAGCAACAUUUCUCAAAUUUCUUGAAGUCGCCAUCCUUUUCUAUAUGACAGAAAAUGAAAUGGCAUUUGAUCUUCUGUAUUGUAUAGCGUUCAAGCUCAUGGAUCAUCUGUGGCUGGCCAUGCAUGCUUCUUACAUGGAUUUCAAUGUAAGUUUUCACAAACUAAUGUUUUGA